This is a messenger RNA of Sebastes umbrosus (honeycomb rockfish), 2732 nucleotides long. RefSeq names its product ring finger protein 121 (gene rnf121). Gene Ontology annotation, cellular component: Golgi membrane; endoplasmic reticulum membrane. The coding region runs from base 99 to 1097 and encodes 332 amino acids. Lineage: Eukaryota; Metazoa; Chordata; Actinopteri; Perciformes; Sebastidae. The transcript is spliced from 9 exons. The record is from RefSeq and is a predicted model, not a curated record. Gene Ontology annotation, molecular function: ubiquitin protein ligase activity; metal ion binding.
UAUUUUGAAGGAAAAAGCCGGAUGUUACCCUCUUAGGGUUGUUGCUAAUGCUAAUCAUGAUGCUAAUGGACCCGGAACGGUAAAGCAGCACUCCGAAGAUGGCCGGUGUGUUUGAGGUGGAGGUUGAUGGUGUAGAGCACGACCAUGGACUGCCGCAUCACGAUGAACCGCACCAGUUUGACGUGUCCAAGCUUUCACCAGAAGAGAAGUGGAGGGUGGAGCAUGCAAGAAUGCAUGCCAAACACAAAGGCCAUGAGGCUAUGCACGCAGAGAUGGUGCUGAUCCUCAUAGUCACCCUUGUUGUCGCCCAGCUAGUCCUCGUGCAGUGGAAACAGAGACAUCCAAAGUCAUACAAUCUGGUGACUCUGUUCCAGAUGUGGGUAGUUCCUCUCUACUUUACUACCAAACUUCACUGGUGGAGGUUCCUGACCACGUGGUUUAUCUUCUCUGUCAUCACAGCGUACAUCUCCUACCGUGCCACUCGCAAGCCACUGGCCUGCACCACACCGAGGUUGGUGUAUAAGUGGUUCCUCCUCCUCUACAAGAUCAGCUAUGCCACAGGAAUCGUUGGCUACAGUGUUGUCAUGUUUACACUUUUUGGUAUAAACCUAAUAUUCAGGAUAAAGCCGGAGGAUGCAAUGGACUUUGGCGUUUCACUACUGUUCUACGGCCUGUACUACGGGGUUCUAGGAAGGGACUUUGCAGAGAUGUGUGCAGACUUCAUGGCUUCAACUGUUGGGUAUUACAGUGCAUCCGGCAUGCCAACCAAGCACCUCUCUGACAAUAUCUGUGCUGUGUGCGGUCAGCCCAUCCUUGUAGAUGUCAGUGAGGAGGGGAUUAUUGAGAACACGUACAGAUUAUCCUGCAACCAUGUGUUCCAUGAGUUCUGCAUAAGAGGAUGGUGCAUCGUCGGAAAGAAGCAGAUGUGCCCGUACUGCAAAGAGAAGGUGGAUCUGAAGAGGAUGUUCAGUAACCCCUGGGAGAGGCCACAUGUCAUGUAUGGACAACUUUUAGACUGGCUUCGGUACUUGGUGGCCUGGCAGCCUGUUAUUAUUGGAUUUGUUCAAGGCAUCAACUACAUCCUGGGUCUGGAGUGACCUGCAGCGGCUGUCAGAAAUGGACAUACACGCCAUACGGAGAUGAUAUGCACUGGCUCAAAAGACUGAGGGCCUAACAUUGAACUAAAACACCAAUAAAAAGUGUCUGUACUUUUUGUAUAUAUUUAUAGGCACAUAUUAUCUGAAUUUACAGUUUAUUUGAAUUUUAUUGGUAAUGAAUUUGGAUGUCAAUUUCCCAGGAUUUGCUUCACACAGCGUUACACCUUGAUAAUUGGUUUGUGCAUCUUAUGACCUAGUAAAGCGGUUCUAAACGUCAUUAGAGAGGUGCUUUUUACUAAUUUAUGUCUUAAGUGUUUGUUAAUUCUUAGUUAAAGGAUCGUGCUGGAGGUCAUCCUCAUGAUGAUGAUGGCUAUCACACAUGAGUAAUAAAGAUUGAAUAGGAAGCUCCCUGUACCUCCAAAGUACACAUACACAAUGUCCCCAAAUGGAGUCAUUUUCCCACUGCGUCAUUUAUGCACUCACUCAUAUAGCGGUUUGACCUUGAUUCUAUAUUUUGAACUCAAUGACUGAGGAUUUCCUUAGCGCAGCCAGUCAUGCGUCAUGUGACGGGAGGUGUCAUCAUUCUGGGAGAAGUGCUAACUGUAGUUAAACAAAGGAUUCCUUAUAGAGUAGUUGAUAAGAUGGAACCGGAUGUUACAGGAUUUCAAAAUGUCCUCACUGUCUUCAUGGACACUCAUUCUUACCAUUGGGCAAAACAUAUAAUAAUAUUUACUUUGACUUUACCCUUUAUACAAUAUCUCACAUCAAUACGUUUUUAUGAUCUGAAGUGGGGGAAUGUCACUUUUUUAUCAAACAAGGUCUUCUGUUUUCACUCACAUAAUUAACUAUUUGUACUAAAGGGUCAGUUCACCUAAAUUGCAAAAAAAAAAAUCACUUGUGGUUGUAUCUAGCUAUAAUGAUAGUUUUGGUUUGGCUGUGCUAGCUGUUUUCUUUGGAACUACUUUCUACCAAAAAAAUAGUCCCUGUGAAACUGUUUACACUGUUCUGUGUUAAUUCAAGAGUUUCUGGAGUGACACGUUGCUGUUUUUAAAUUACAUUUUUCAGUGCUGAGCAUUACUUACAAAAUCAAAUUCACCUCUGUUGUAUUGGGGUAGCAGCAAAAAUCUCAGAGAUGGAUAUCACAAAGCCAGGCCAACAAAAAACAAAACUAUCUGCAUUGGCUAAAUACCAAUAAGUGAGAAAAUAUAGAUUUAAAAAUGUUUUUUGGGUGAACUACCUGUUCUGAAAUUGGAGUGACACAGGAAGCACAAACCAAAGCUAUGUUUAGUAACUUGACUAAAAUGAGUGAUUGUUUAAAUAUGAUUAGAAGGGGAAAGUAAACAAAAUAUCAUAGAAUGAUCCUUUAACUCAGUGGGAGUGCUGAUGGUGCCAGUCUUAUUUUUAUGUGAUCUGUUCAAUCCGAGGUCCCUUUAUAUGUGUCUUUUCUAGUCCAAAGUUGCUGGAAGUUGGUUGGUUUUUGCAGGUACUGGUCACAGUACACACCAACUCUAUUUUCCUUGGACCUUUCUACAAACUUGCACAGUAAAGGGACUGUGUACAACAAGGCUCACAUGAUUAUUUUGUUUUGUUGUCAAUGUUUUGAUCAAGAUCAGUUAAUAAAUGUCACAUGGUUUA